This is a messenger RNA of Spodoptera frugiperda (fall armyworm), 7060 nucleotides long. RefSeq lists its product as uncharacterized. The transcript has 20 exons. The record is from RefSeq and is a predicted model, not a curated record. Gene Ontology annotation, cellular component: sperm midpiece; non-motile cilium. Gene Ontology annotation, biological process: positive regulation of flagellated sperm motility. NCBI's taxonomy places the organism in Eukaryota, Metazoa, Arthropoda, Insecta, Lepidoptera, Noctuidae. Bases 78 to 3302 code for a protein of 1074 amino acids.
UCGGUCAAUAUAACGUUUUUGUAAUUUGUUUUCUGAAUAAGUUGUUGAUAUUUUUAGGACACUAAUACUCUGGCAAAAUGUGGCAUAAAGAGGAUUCCCCUUCUCGUAGUGCAGUCCCUCAUCCUACUGAGCAGAGUGCAUCAACUAACAAAAUAACAGAAUCGUUACCGUUCGAUGAAAACGAAAUCGAAAUCGAAGCGAGCGAGGCAUCGUCGGUACUAAUACCUCCAACUGUGCGUACUCGUAAGAGUAAAAUUUGGAGAGAUUUGGGAAAUGUAUCAGAGGAAACUUCCCAUACGAAAUUUUAUAAGAGAAACAGAGAUAAGAAUGAGUUCGAAGUGACGACCAGGGAGGAGUACCUCAGUAUAUCCGAGUCGAUGUCCGGAUCAUCAGACACCUUCGAGUGUAUCCAUGGCCCUCACGGGAAAGAAUACACGCAAAAAGGAUUGCUGAAAAGGAAUCUUAUGAAGAACUUGGAUCCUAUUCCUAAGGACCCCAAAUGGAUUGCCGAUUGUCCUCCAUCUUUCGGUUGGGAUAUGGCUAACACAUUAUACCAAAUGGUUCGGUGUCCCACCGUGGAGGAACAGACGGAACGCUUACUGGAACACCUCAAUGACUUCGUCAAGAUCAGCAGCAAAGGAUAUCGAGUUGACGUUCUAGACAAAGUUUGUACAAUAGUGAGCUACUUACUAGAGUCUGUACCCCGUUUUCCUUUCCUAAAACCUGGGCUGGUGUCAUUACUUGAGAACUUGAAGCACCCAAUUUUUUUGAUAAAGUCAUCCGACGUGGUCACCUUCUUCGACAUCAUUAUGCACUUCUUUGGAUAUUUCGGUUUCCUCUUAAUAGAUGUGGACGAUGACACACUCUUCGAUAUAGUAGCUGGUGCCAUGAUCUGGCACCUGACGGCUCCAGAUAAGCUGAGAGGACAGGGGACGGUUCAACUGCGACAUACCAUGGCUGCAGCAGCUCCGGUACUCCGUCAGACCACCGUCAGGAUGAUGGCCAUCGCCAACUCACACAAAUUCCCCAUAUUUUUGGAGAUCUCAAUUCUUCUUGCUUAUGAUACGGCGGAGAAUUGUAUAGAAAUGAUGAAAGAGAAUAUUUUGGAAAACAUAUUCUAUCGGUUUAAUCCUUAUUUCCCCAACAGGCACCUGGAGAGUUACGACAUUAAUCCUGUGGAUUGUCAUGAUCCUACCGUGAAAUUAGGCGAGAGUAGCGUGAACAUGACCACGACUCUCACAAUACUGCUUGUCCUUGUUAAAACAACUAAAGAAUAUUUGGACAAAAAUCCCAAGUUCAAAUCGCAACUGCCAUGCCCGGAUUGUUAUGCACAAAGAUGUUUCAUCUGGGCGUAUCGAUACGAGUGUCGUGCGCGGGAGCAUCGACAUGAAAGAAUCACUCUAACCGUGAUUGCGGCAGUUUUAAACAAUAUCUACGGAGAACGUCUACUUCUAUUCUCUUCUAUAUUGAUGGGAGACAUCAUAUCCCUGUCGGUGCUCACCGAGUUGCCUCCAAGGAAAGAUUGGACUGCGACCGUCAACUUCACAACGAAACAACAAGACGUCCAGUUUAAGAAGAUACUCAUUUUCUUUGUGGUUGAUUUGCUGAAAACGUUCCCUUAUAAUAAGUUCAUGAUGCAAUCACGAUACUGGCUCCUCGGCAUCAUAUACCUUCUGGACCCUGGUCUGUGUCACCUCCGUGCACAUUGGUCACCGCCUCUCUUUGCUGAACUACGCAAGACUGCGCUCCAGGCCCUGGUCUGUGCGAUACCCAUGUGUGACCCCAAGUGGGUGAGGGACUAUGGGCUGAUUAGAAGAAUAAUGUGGUACAUCGAAUGGUACUCGGAAAGUCCGUAUGAGAUUUCCGUGCUAUACUGGUGUGUCAGGCUGCUGCAGGUCGCGACCUAUCACACUCGGAAACCAGAACGAGAUCUAGCCAUUCAAGACCUGUACGAUACGCACGGGAUCGUUAUAAUGAUUCAUCUCUGCAAAACUCUCAUAGAACAGAAGUUACCGCCAGUGGAAAGAAGUCAGGCGGUCCUCGCUCUGUCGCUGCGGAUGCUGACCAGCUCUGCACAUAUGAAGGAGACUGUAACCUGCUGUGUCUACCCCAACAUUAAGUGGCCUAAUUCUGUCAACUCGCUCGCGAGGAAGAUGAUCGAUGUUGUCUUAUAUUCACUUGAUAAGCACUAUAUUGUUAGUGAUAGAUGGCUAGUAUCCCUACUGAAUUUCAUUUGGGAAGCGAUUAUAUGGAACAAGGAUUACAGAGAAAAGUUUGUUCGCAACGACGGCAUAUACAAGUUACUGGACAUUAUUACGAUGACUCGACCAGCCGUUCAAUGUAUAGCACUAGCGGUGGUAUGCGACAUCGCUCGCGCCGGCGAUGCAGUCGGCCAGCUGGUAUCAUGGCGAGCCAAUCUUGGAGCCUCUAAUGCGUACCCAAACGUAGUGCAACGCGGUGCAACAAUCGCGACCCUGCUGGCAUCAGUGUUUCGUGAAGGAUGUCGUUCUUUAGGAGUAAAACUUAAUGAAUAUGGAAUAAUAGAAGAGUUGGAUCACCCAAUCAUGUCGGAAGAUGUCCGUAACGAGCUAAAUAACACAGAUGAAUUUUACGCCGUCAAUCAUAGUCCCCCUUUGUGCUUCGCCGCGGAGGACAUGGCUGGUUCCUGCAUGUCGAAGGCCUUCGCUUUAUUGCAUAUGCUGUCCGAAGACCUAAACGACAGAGUAAAACUAGCAGAUGACGCGUAUAACUUGUACAAGAACAUCAAGCUGGCUUUGGAAGAUGAAGUGAUAUUAGUACUUUGCUCCCAUUACCUGACGCUGAAGUUAAAUGAGGUAUGGAUGGAAACGAAGGUACAAUGCGGGAAAAUGUUCGAGCCGGACAGAGUUGUUGUCGACGACUUCCUUGCUGUUGGCAAAGGCUGGGCCAAAGAAAUAAAACGCCAGCAAGAAGAUGUUAUUGCUAAAGACCGAAAGAAGGAAAGAGAAAAAGAGUGUUCUUUAUACGCCUUUUUGGGUCGCAUUCGUCUGAACAUUGCACUCGACGCGUUGCGUACUGUACGCUGCGUGGCUCGUUCUACGGACCAUUCGCGCAUAAGACAUGCUAUGCUACAUGACGCCGUGUUCGCAUACCAUCGACAAUCGCUAUCUCUGAAGAAUAACAUCCUAACACUGUUGCGCACUUACAAGGCACCUCUUGAUGAUCAGAACAUAACAGGACAAAAUAUAAAAGUGAGCAGCAUUCGUCCCAAGAACAGAUGGAAUUCUCUAGAGCUUGAUAUGGAAGAAGAAAAAGCAGACUAAUGAGUGAGUUGUGGCUGUCCGUCAGUACGGCUGUCAACCAUUUAUUGGUAUUAGCAAGUCACAAUAGAAACUGUUCACCUUUCCUCGUCACUUGUGUCAUCUUACACAUUACUCUACAGGGUAACUCUUACUAUUGCGCCUGCACAUAAUACAUUCUAUACCUUGUCAAAAGAUGUAAAAUUCUCUCGUGACAAAAAGCUACAGUAACUUUUAUGGUAUAGUUAUUUUAAAGUCAACGUUCGUGACACUGGGACAUUGAUUAAGUUAUGCAAGGAAAGGAAUAAGAGGGUAGGUAUUUUUAUUAACACAUUUUCAUAGUAAUUAUGUUAUGUUAUAUAGGAUUGUAUAACUAUGUUAUAAAUAAAAAACCAAUAAAAUUUUAUUAAAAAGGUCUGUAUUUUAUUUCAAAGCCAAGUUAAUGUCCAUGUGUAAACAUUCAUUACAAAUCUAUGAAGCUAAUGUAUUACGAAACGCAACACAAACACGGUGUUUGCAACACUUACAAGCUUGUUACACUAGCAUACAAUGUCACGUAACAUGUUACACAAACAAUUACAGUGUGAUAGUGCAUUCUACGGAAUGAAAUAUGCAACUACAUGUUGCAAGUUGUCUCUUCGACUGUUGCAUGACACGUUACGUUACACGUUGCCAUCUAGUGACAUUGGCUUAUAAAUAACGACACAACUUAUCUACUAGGUAGUUAUACAAACUGCUACAGGUAGAGUACAAUGGAUUCCUUUUUUAUUAAAUGUAUUACUACUUCUAGUUGUCUAUUUCUCAUAGGCUAGUUAAUUUAAACCUUGGGUGGUAUUUUACCAACUGGUAGCAUUUUACAUAGAAUUUGUAGGAUUGGUCGAUGACCAACGUUACAGAAUCGAGAUGAUUUAACAUAAUUAUGAUGAUCAUAAUUAUGUUAAAUCAUCUCGAUCGUUGACGCAUAAUACAUCUGCGUAUGUAUUAUGCGUCAACGUAACUCGUGUUACAGUACUUACGAACGAAUUUUUAUUAGAUUGAUGAAAUACUAUGUUACAAAUGCAAUAAAUAUGUUAAAACUGUAGUUUCCACAAACUAUGGUUGAUUAUUUAAUGUGUUCUAGUCAUAACACAACUAUUUUUUAUAAAUAAAUUAGUUAGUACACAAAAACGUACUAUCUAUUGUAACUCGAAAAAAUGGCUAUAGGUAAUACCAUGAUUUGUGAUUGUAGUAGUUAAACAUCAAUUUUAUACAUGAAUUAAUAAUUAUUUCUGAUUUCCACAUUUGAAUAGGACAGCGACGUUUACAGUGGACUUGAAUUUCAAGCUUAUCAUUAAAGGCAUAAGAAUGAUAAUAAAUUGGUGAUAAAAAUUUCUACUGAAUUCAAAACUUUUGAGCCCUCUUUCGUAAAAAAGUUGCUAGGCGUAUAAGCACCUAAGUAUUGUAUGUACUGUCGACUUAUUAUAACUUAUUGGUAUAUGUUCGUGUCUAUUAUUUCGAUGUCUUCCAUGUAUUGUCAAACAAACCGAAGCUUAUCCAUAGUAAUGUCUAACGGUACUUGCGCAGUAUUAGUCGAAGACAGAUUCAGUUGGAAAUUCGAAAAGAGGAAAAAUAUUAAAUCCUAUCGAAAACUGAAGCCUUGUUAGUCAAGCUACUGUAAAUAAUAAGUUAUAACAAUAUUUUUUCACAAUAUCAAUUAUACGACGUAAGUUUUCCCUUCAACUUUAGUGUUUUGAUAUAAAGUCCAAAAUCCAAUGAAAAAAAUACAGAUUGGAUUAGGUUGACCUGCUUACAACUGUUAUUUAAGUUGUUUUUUUAAACUCUGAUCAUUAUUGAUGAUAAGCCAAGAAAGAACUAAACUAAACUGACACAAGCACGUGCAGAAAAGACAAUCUGUGUUCUGUAUCUUAGUAGAUGGCCACUGAGCCACUGAGCCACUGGUGCCUACAACCGACUUAAUAUUUACUCUGCUACCGUUGAUGUUAACAUUAAAUGCAUUAAUGACUAUUAUUAAACGAAUACUCAAAGGCAAUUUGUAUAACUUGACAAUCAAUAAAACGCUCCGAAAGUGGUACAUUAAAAUGUGGUCAAAUAGCAACGGUUUUGUAGUAUGACACGGCUAGAUUGAAAAUAGAGAAGGGCGUGGUUAGUAACGUCCUAUCUCUUCGUAUGGUGUCACGCAUUACGUUAAAGGGAAAUCCAGUUAUGUCAGCUCUAUGUAUUUCCUUCAUUGCAAUAAUUAAUUGCAAUGGAUUAGAAUAGUAAUAAUUAUAAAACCAUUAUGGGAAAGUGUGUUUUAUUUGUUUAUCUUUCUGAUUAAUAUGACUGGAGAUUGAAGACUGGAGUGCAAGUUACCUAUUUUUUUAGUCAAACUAAAGGUUGUCAAUAAAUUGUCCUUUGAGUAUUCGAUAUAUUCAUACUGUAACUUAUCCAUAACUGUAACUAUUGUAAAUGAAACUAUGAUACUAAUAAUAAUAUGCUUAUGUUUAGUAAAAUUAUGAAAACCACACUAUUUCAUACUACGAUAGAAACUGGCUUAACAUAAGUACAUGAAUGAACUCUGUUAUUAUAAUAUUAUAAUGUGUACAUACUAUGCUUUGUCAGUAUAUAAAGAUUCUGAGUAUUGAUUUUAUUAUGAUGAUAGUUUAGAUAUAAUACCCAAAACGUAUAUAAGUUAACAACACUUGACUAAGUCAUACAUUCAAAUGUAUGUCUUAGCCAAUAAUGUAUUUAACUUUGUUGUAAAAAUAUACUAUAUGCGCUUUAACAUAUAAUAGCUAUCCUGCUAUAUAAAUAGAUUUAUACGAUAUAUAACAAAUGUACUUUUGGUCAGCUAUGUGCCUUAAAUUAAUAGCUUAUUCAUUAUUCCUUAUAUGGCGAUUAUGACUUAUUUCCACUUAAAGACUUACUGCCAUUUUCACCAAUCACCCCUAUACUGUCACUUAAUUAGAAGUUACUUAGCGUGAGGGAAGUCCUAAACUAACCUCUUACUUGUACUGAUAGUUGUCACUAUAGGUUGGUGAAGACUAAAAGACUAAGUGUCACCUGUUAUAGCUUAGGGGGUCAUUUUAAUUUAGGAGAGAUUGGUGCAAACUGGCUUUAAUGAUUUAAUAGAAACUGUUGCUCAAAGUAUACUAAAUAAACAUAAUUUAGCACAUGUUUUCAUUAAUAUGUAAUACUGUUUCACUCUUACACAUUAAAUGGUCAAAUGUAUGACAGAGACCGACAUACAGCUCAAUCAAAACACGUACUAAAUAGUGUUUUUAUAUGUGAAAAUCUAAGACUAUUGUUUUAAAGUACUGAACAUGAUAUACAAUAAUAGUUUAUGUUAAAAUUAAAUACAAAAUGAGCAAAAAUGUUAAAUAUAUUAUUAUUAACAAAAAUUAUACCACUAAAAAGCUCUCAAAUUGAAAAAAAAUCUAAUCUUAGGUGUACAAAUGAUAGCUUAUAGCUAUGAUAAUUUUGCUAAUGAAAAUGUGACUUACAUAUCUGUCUUUAAGGUCUUAUUAGCAACUGCUUUUUUCUAGUCACGAAUUUAAAAGAUCCUCAUUUUUCUAUCAGUCAAAAUAGAAAAGGAAUUAGAAAUGAAUGUUUAAAUUGAUAGGUAGUUGAAUAUCGACCUUAAGGUAUAGGAAAUAGAUUUAAAUUGUGUUAACUAUGAAAUAAUUUUAUAAUUACCAAGAUUAUUUAGUCAGAAAGUUGUAGAUGGGAUUAAGACAUUUUAUAGGGACGGACGAUUAGUCUCAAAUGUCCAUUAAAUAUGAUGUAUAUGAUUAGCAUGAUUU